AUGACAUUGACUCUGUUGCACCAUCUGGACCUUCCUAAUUUAAGGCGGAAGCCCUCUGGUACAGUACUAUUGUUAGUGCUGCAAUCGCUAGACACCAAUGCGAAUUCGUUUGGCGAGUACCGAACCAGAAAUUCGAGAGUAGUUUUGGAUCCAUCUGACCUGUAUUGGCUCGCGGAAAACUGUCCAACACUCCGUUUGAUAUACCCGGACUUGGAUGAAUCUUUCAGAGCGAGUUUCCACGACGCGGCUCAAAUAAUGCCGUUUUUGACAUCUUUGGUAGCGAGUUCUCUUGAUUGGAUAGCUGAAGAAGAUAGAGAGCUGAUUUGGGAGCUUUCCAGUACGAAAAUGUCGGAUUACAACUCUGGGUUUCGGUCCGAUCGGACACGGGUACUUCGUAUAGGUACUCUGGAAGUGGAACUAUUUGAGCCCGGCUUUGAUUUCGAUCAUCUUGGCCUGAAAACCUGGGGAUCAUCUCAUCAGCUUUGCAAUUAUCUGGUCAACCAUUUCGGAGGACUUGAGUUGAAAGAGCCCGUGUUGGAACUUGGUUCGGGUACUGGGCUGGUGGGUAUAGUACUGGCAAAGUUAGGGAUGUCUCUAUUAUGUACUGAUCUCCCACCGAUUGUGGAAAAUCUUCGCAAGAACCUCGAUCUGAAUGGCGUUGAUCGUGUGAAAGUUUCUACACUUGACUGGACGGAUCCUGAGGCCUCUUCAGUUGAGCCGCACUCAAUGAGCACCAUACUGGUUAGCGAUUGUAUUUAUUCUUCCUCGCACCCAAAAUUGGUGAGUGAAAUGGUGGCAAGAUUUUUAAAGAACGAGAGAGAUUCUAGACUAUUGCUGCAGGUUCCCAUUCGUAAGGGAUUUGUGAAGGAAAGGGACGAAGUUUGGGGUUUGAUAGAACGAUUGGGUUUGAGGGUUUUGCUCGAACACGUUUCUAAUGGUAAGGACGAUUUUGGUGAGAGUGAAUUUAAUUUGAGGUGUUAUGGGUGGAAAUGA
Messenger RNA from Kuraishia capsulata CBS 1993, 993 nucleotides. RefSeq lists its product as uncharacterized. NCBI's taxonomy places the organism in Eukaryota, Fungi, Ascomycota, Pichiomycetes, Pichiales, Pichiaceae. Bases 1 to 993 code for a protein of 330 amino acids. The record is from RefSeq and is a predicted model, not a curated record. The transcript has a single exon.